This is a messenger RNA of Camellia sinensis, 1843 nucleotides long. The record is from RefSeq and is a predicted model, not a curated record. Lineage: Eukaryota; Viridiplantae; Streptophyta; Magnoliopsida; Ericales; Theaceae.
ACUAGAUUGAAUGUCUUCUAUCAUAUUUGAGACUUUUUGAUGUGCUCCUCACCAUCUCAUCUCAUUUCAAGUGAAACACUUUCUUGAAUUUCAAAAAAAUGAUGUUCGGUCCAAAUAGCACUACUCUCAUACAUUCUCUAUACCACCCAUACUUUUAAGAACAAAAAUGAAAAAUUUGAAUUAUAAAAGAAAACAAAAACUUUUAACAUUUGGAAAAAAUCUAGAUGACCCAUUUAAUGUGUUUAAGUGAUGAACACGUGUGUCUUUCAAGUGUUUGAAGUGUGUUUGAGUGUGAUUUAAAAUAAAAGACACGUUUGGAUGCAGGUGCAACAUGUGUCAGGAUAUGUCUGACGGGUGUCAGUGUUCGACAUGGACAAACCAUCUUCUUAGAAGUGUUCGUGUUUAUUAGCACAAGCAUAUUAUGUUUGAUUUGUGAAUGGCAAAAGUUGGCAAGGUGCAGCGGAAGUCCAAUUGUCGACAUAGGGUCACCCCAUAUCCAUUACCUUCUCAUUCUUCAAAGGUUUUGAAAGAUGUCCAGCAGAAGAAGAAACGUUCAAAAGCACCAGAGAUAAAACAGUGGGACGAUGCAACUUGCUCGGUUUGUAUGGAGUACCCUCACAAUGCUGUCCUCCUCCUCUGCUCCUCUUACGACAAGGGUUGUCGCCCUUAUAUGUGUGCGACUAGCAGUCGCUAUUCCAAUUGUCUUGAGCAGUACAAGAAAGCUUAUACUAAAGUUUCUUCAACCCAGAUUGCAGAACCAUGGCUCGGGUCCAUUGACGAAUCGGGUUUUCUAGGGUUAGGUUGCCUCAGUGAAAAGACACAAGUUUCUGAGCUAUUGUGUCCCCUUUGCCGGGGGCAGGUGAAAGGUUGGACAGUGGUGGAACCAGCACGCAAAUAUUUUAAUACCAAGAGGAGAACCUGUAUGCAAGAUAACUGCUCGUACGUUGGAACUUACAAAGAACUGAGGAAGCACGUAAAGGCAGAGCACCCAUGUGCGUGUCCACGAGAAGUGGACCCUACACUUGCAGAGAAAUGGAAAAGGCUUGAGCACGAGAGAGAACGAGAGGAUGUGAUGAGCACGAUUAGAUCAUCUAUGCCGGGGGCAAUUGUAAUGGGAGAUUAUGUAAUAGAGAGGAACUAUCGUGGCAGCUUUUCUGGAGACUACGAUGUGGAUGAUUAUCUGGGUGAUGCUAUUUUCAGGUUGGAAUCAUUUGGUGGAGGUGGGAAUGGUCAUCAUGUCAACAGCUCACAUGGGUUGUUUGAGAGUGAUCAUCAGUACUCAUGGGAUGAGGAAGAAGAUAUUGAUUUGAAUCAUGAUGCCAAUGUAUCGGCUUCUGGUAAUUUUGAUGACAAUUUCAUCUCUCGCUUUACGCGCUAUCGGAGCAGACUCUUGUCGGGGAGGUUGAGGCGGCGAAGGCGAAGGCGUAGAGCAGUUAACAGAGUUAGAUAAUUUACAAAUGCGUAGUACUCAGAUUGCAAUCGAACCAUGUCACUUGCAGUCCAAGUGGCAGCAUUCUAAUGGGGAUCUCUGCUCAGCGAUGUCGAUUGUUAGUAUCAGUUAAGAAGAUCUGAAGGUUUGGUCUCUCCCUGUAGGAUUGUGAAUUAUCUUAGGUUUAGUGUCAGUUCUGGUUGUUUUCAUAGAUUAGGUCUCAUUUGAAUUUUUGUGCAUAGUGGUUAAUCAUUCAAAACAGAAAGACAGAAUGAUAGAAAGAGUCCUUUUAAUAUUUGUCAAGAGUCCUUUUAAUAUUUUUCUUUGAACAUGUCUUUGUUUCGCUUUGCUUCGCGUUGCUUCAUAAUCUAUGUAUUAUGUUUGUCCUGGCGAUUUCUUCAAAAUUUUCUGUUC